CCUUUCUCACAGUCACCCUUGAGACCCGUUCUAUCCAUCUUUCUCUCUUUUCUCUUUCACUUUAUUUAUUUCUCCAUAUAUUUAUUUAAUCCAUCCCCCCUUUUUUUAUUCAAAUCUUUCUUAUUUUUUUCCCCAUUUAAUAUAAUCUCUUAAUUCAAUCAUUUUUUAAUUAAGAACUGCUAAAGAUGACGACUAUGAAGAAGAACAUGUUUCCUCCUGGUUUAGUUAACAAUCUUCAAGACGUUCUUAGCAAAAAAGGAGCAAACAAAAAUGAACAAAAACAACAAAAGGAUGAUGAUUCAACUGAAACAUCUACUUCUUCUUCAACUGCUGGUAAUGAAAACGACAGCUCUAAGCCUGUCGUUUUGGUUACUAAUAGUGAAGGGGUUGAUUCACUUGGCCUUGUUUAUCUCGUUCAAGCUUUGGUUGGUUUGGGACUCUACAAUGUCAAUGUCUGCGCACCUCAUUCGGACAAAUCGGCUUCAGGUCAUUCCUUGACUAUCCUAGAAACAAUUACAGUUACUCAGGCCGAAAUCGAAGGUGCCACCGCAUACGAAGUCACAGGGACUACCGUAGAUUGUGUCUCCUUAGCAUUAUCCGGGGCACUGUUCUCGUGGACAAAGCCUCUGCUGGUAAUUAGCGGAAUUAACCGAGGAUCAAGCAGUGGUCAUCACAUGUUUCACUCUGGUGUCAUUGCCGGAUCUAGGGAAGCAUUAAUUAGUGGUGUACCAUCUUUGUCAAUAUCAUUGAACUGGAAGAGGGAAGAAAGCCAAGAAAGUGAUUUUAAGGAUGCGGUUGCUGUUUCUUUACCUUUGAUAAAUGCAGCCCUCAGAGAUAUUGAAAAGGGUGUUUUCCCUAAAAGUUGCUUUCUAAGUAUAGAAAUUCCUACUUCUCCUAAGGCAAACAAGGGUUUUAAACUGACCAAGCAAAGUAUGUGGAGAUCUACACCGUGUUGGCAAGCUGUUCCGGCUAAUCGGAAUCCUUCAGCUCCACAUUUCAUGGGUAACCAACAAAGCCUUGGACUCCAACUAGCACAACUUGGUCGAGAUGCAUCUGCUGCCGGUGCUGCUCGGCGUGGAACCACACCAAGGAAUAAUGAGGAGGUAGAGUCCGUUGGGGCUGCUAAAUCCGAUAACAAAGCAAGAAAAUACUUUCGACUGGAGUUUUUGGAUAAAGAGAUGGAAGCUACAGACGACGAGUUGGAUUUCAAGGCACUCGGCAAUGGAUUCAUUGCGGUGACACCUGUGUCGGUUUCUCUGCAACUCGAGUCGGACGUUCAAACGGCUGCAUCGAGUUGGAUCUCCGGCGUGCUUAGUGGCGGGGCGGAGCAAUAGACUUUGAGAGACCAAAGCUGAAAUCUGAAUCGUAUUCAUUUUUGUAUACAAGUUGGGCUGGUUUUAUUUUGUUAUUAGCUUUUGAUACAAGGAAAAUAGUCUGGUCUGAAAUUAUAUGACCUUUGUGCUUCCUUUAAAUUAUUAUUAUUAUUAUUAUUUCUUCUGAA
This is a messenger RNA of Gossypium arboreum, 1501 nucleotides long. RefSeq lists its product as uncharacterized. The record is from RefSeq and is a predicted model, not a curated record. The transcript has 10 exons. Lineage: Eukaryota; Viridiplantae; Streptophyta; Magnoliopsida; Malvales; Malvaceae. Bases 186 to 1334 code for a protein of 382 amino acids. Gene Ontology annotation, molecular function: nucleotidase activity.